UGCCGGCGGUGCGCUGCCGGGCGAGUCCGGGCGAGUACAGCGGCCGCGGGAGUAGGAAGCGCAGCCCGCCGGGAUCGCGAACUCCCCCCGCCGUCCUUUCUCCGCCUCCGCCCGGCUGCUGCCCCGCCAUGGCCGAAAAGGGCGAGCUAGACCUCACUGGGGCCAAGCAGAACACAGGCAUGUGGCUGGUGAAGGUCCCCAAGUACUUGUCACAACAGUGGAGUAAAGCCUCAGGAAGAGGUGAAGUAGGAAAACUAAGGAUUAUCAAAAAUCAAGGAAGAACAGAAGUGUCAUUUACUUUGAAUGAAGAACUUGCAAGCAUCAAUGAUAUUGGAGGAAAACCUGCUUCGGUCAGUGCACCAAGAGAACAUCCAUUUAUUUUGCAAAGUGUGGGAGGACAGACCUUAACAGUGUUCACAGAAAGUUCAGUAGAAAGCCAACCAGAAGAAAAAUCUGAAGGCAGCAGUGUUGAUAAACUGUCCUUGGAAGGAAUAGUGGUGCAACGUGCUGAAUGCAGACCUGCAGCUAGUGAAAAUUAUAUGAAACUGAAACGAUUACAGAUAGAAGAAUCUUCUAAACCUGUAAGGCUGUCACAGCAGCUGGACAAAGCCGUAACCACGAACUAUAAGCCUGUGGCUAAUCAUCAAUAUAAUAUUGAAUAUGAGAAGAAGAAGAAAGAAGAUGGAAAACGGGCUCGAGCUGAUAAACAACAAGUGCUGGACAUGCUUUUUUCAGCCUUUGAGAAGCAUCAGUAUUACAACAUUAAAGACCUGGUGGACAUAACCAAACAGCCAGUGAUAUACUUGAAAGAAAUCCUACGAGAAAUAGGCAUCUACAACGUGAAGGGGACCCACAAAAACACAUGGGAGCUGAAGCCAGAGUACAGACACUACCAAGGGGAAGAAAAGAGUGAUUAACAAAAGUGUUUAAUAAACAAGAGAGAAUCAGAGUGGCUGCACUGAGGGAACCGUGGUGGGUUCACAGACAGGACUGAUGCAGCGCUAAUUUUGCAAUGUUCAAGUUAAAGCAGCUGAUACUUUGUAAUUUUCUGUAGCUUUGGGUUGGUUUUUUUUCCCAAGGAAUAUUUCCCGUAUGUUUCUAUAAGUGUUUUUGCCUUUUGACGGAAAAUAACUGAUAUUUAUAGAAUAAACUUGUAUUAGAUUUA
Colius striatus (speckled mousebird) is the source of this 1165-nucleotide messenger RNA. It is a transcript of the gene GTF2F2, whose product is annotated as general transcription factor IIF subunit 2. The record is from RefSeq and is a predicted model, not a curated record. The coding region runs from base 129 to 917 and encodes 262 amino acids. Gene Ontology annotation, cellular component: transcription factor TFIIF complex. Lineage: Eukaryota; Metazoa; Chordata; Aves; Coliiformes; Coliidae. The transcript is spliced from 9 exons. Gene Ontology annotation, biological process: transcription initiation at RNA polymerase II promoter; transcription by RNA polymerase II.